AAAUAUUUUAUUCCCUUGGUUUCGGUGUGUUCUCACUGAUGGCAUAUCUUUUUCGCGACUGGCGUCAAAUGACCGUUGUUGUCUCUCUUCCUGGAGUCCUUUAUGUAAUGUUAUUUGCAAAGUCAAUUCCUGAAUCACCAAGAUGGCUUUUAGCCAAGGACAGAAUCUCUGAAGCUGAAGUAAUUCUUACAAAAAUUGCAAGAAGAAAUGGUACGACAUUUGACAAAAAGCUUAUACAAACCGAACCUCGAGAACUAAAGUCAAGGUCAAAAAAUUAUGGCAUACUCACACUACUAACGCACAAAUGUCUUCGGUUGAAAAUGGUCAUACUAAUGUUUGUGUGGCUCAUCAACAGUAUGGUUUAUUAUGGAUUAUCAUUUAAUUCAAAAAACAUGGAAGGCGAUAGAUACUUAAAUUUCUUCCUUUCCGGUCUAGUUGAAAUACCUUCGUACUUGCUUGCUGUGCCAAUGAUUGACAGGUUAGGCCGUCAAAAGUCCUUGUUUCUUACUGUGACGUUAGGAUCUAUUGGUUGCCUUGUAUGUGCAUUUGGGCCAGCAUAUUUUGCUACCGCUACAGCCAACGUAGGGAAAUUUGGCAUCUCAUCUUCCUUUGGAAUUUUAUAUGUAUACUCUGCAGAACUUAUCCCAACUGCUGUGCGAAACUUUGCAAUGGGCACAUGUUCAAUGACUGCACGUAUUGGGGGUAUUUUGGCACCAUUCAUUGUGACGCUUGCCAUUGUGGAUAAAAAACUUCCAAUGUUGCUGUUUGCUGGAACUGGUAUAUUUGCUGGAUUAAUUGGCCUGUUUUUGCCAGAGACAUUGAACCACCCAAUUGCUGAAACAUUGGAUGAAUUAGAAACUAGCCAGGAAAACCAAAAACUGGUGACAAUUUUAUAACUUAUAAUAUAUUAAAUAAAUAUAUAAAUAUAUUAAAUAAAUAAAAUAAUUAUUAAAUAUAUUCAUUGGCCUGUUUUUGCCAGAGACAAAUAUAAUAAUUGGCCUGUUUUUGCCAGAGACAUUGAACCACUCAAUUGCUGAAACAUUGGAUGAAUUAGUAACAGGCCAGGAAAACCAAAAACUGGUGACAAUUUUAUAAUAUAUUAAAUAAAUAUAUUAAAUAAAUAAAAUAAUUAUU
Molecule: messenger RNA, 1134 nt
Organism: Dendronephthya gigantea
Lineage: Eukaryota; Metazoa; Cnidaria; Anthozoa; Malacalcyonacea; Nephtheidae
Product: solute carrier family 22 member 15-like
Exons: 1
Coding region: 39-896 (285 amino acids)
Biological process (GO): transmembrane transport
Cellular component (GO): membrane
Molecular function (GO): transmembrane transporter activity
Source: RefSeq, a predicted model, not a curated record